Molecule: messenger RNA, 1515 nt
Organism: Lolium perenne
Lineage: Eukaryota; Viridiplantae; Streptophyta; Magnoliopsida; Poales; Poaceae
Product: AP2/ERF and B3 domain-containing protein Os01g0141000
Biological process (GO): regulation of DNA-templated transcription
Molecular function (GO): DNA binding; DNA-binding transcription factor activity
Source: RefSeq, a predicted model, not a curated record
CCCCAAUAUCAACCACCUCAUCAUCAUCAUAUUGUCCAGCCCUAGCUUGAACAGCAACUCACCAUACACACAGAACACGAAUUAUUUUUCAUAUGUACCUAGCUAAUUAGCUAGUACCACUAUCACAGCUCACACACACAAGACACACAGACCCACAGACCCAAGAAACCAAGAAAAGCAGUAAGCCAUGGGGGUGGAGAUCCUGAGCUGCACGGCGGAGCACUCCUCCCAGUACUCGUCCGGCGCAUCCACGGCCACAACGGAGUCCGGUGCCACGCGUCCACCCACGGUACCGAGCUUUCCCGUCGCCGUCACCGACGAGGCCGUGACCUCGCGGCCGGCGUCGGCGCAGUCGUCGUCGUCGUCGCGGUUCAAGGGCGUGGUGCCGCAGCCCAACGGGCGGUGGGGCGCGCAGAUCUACGAGCGCCACGCGCGCGUCUGGCUCGGUACGUUCCCCGACGAAGACACCGCCGCGCGCGCCUACGACGUGGCCGCGCUUCGGUACCGCGGCCGCGAGGCCGCCACCAACUACCCCUGCGCGGCCGAGGCGGCGGAGCUCGCUUUCCUGGCGGCGCACUCAAAGGUCGAGAUCGUCGACAUGCUCCGCAAGCACACCUACGCGGACGAGCUCCGGCAGGGCCUGCGCCGCGGCCGCGGCAUGGGCGCGCGCGCGCAGCCGACGCCGGCGUGGGCGCGGGAGCCCCUCUUCGAGAAGGCCGUGACCCCGAGCGAUGUCGGCAAGCUCAACCGCCUCGUGGUCCCCAAGCAGCACGCCGAGAAGCACUUCCCGCUGAAGCGCUCGCCGGAGACGACCACCACCACCACCGGGAAGGGCGUGCUGCUCAACUUCGAGGACGGCGAGGGGAAGGUGUGGAGGUUCCGGUACUCGUACUGGAACAGCAGCCAGAGCUACGUGCUCACCAAGGGCUGGAGCCGCUUCGUCCGGGAGAAGGGCCUCGGCGCCGGCGAUGCCAUCGUCUUCUCCUGCUCGGCUUACGGGCCGGAGAAGCAGUUCUUCAUCGACUGCAAGAAGACCACGCCGAUGGCCAGCCGCACGGCAUCGCCAUCGGUGUCCCCUCCACUGGAGGGGACGGCGAAAGUGGAACAAGUCCGUGUGGUGAGGCUGUUCGGCGUCGACAUUGCCGGAGCGAAGCGGGGGCGACCGGCGGAGCAAGGGCCGCAGGAGUUGUUCAAGAGGCAAUGCAUGGAGCACGGCCAGCGCUCUCCUGCCCUAGGUGCCCUCGUCUUAUAGCAUCUGCACAUACACCCUCUUCUUGAUGUUGUUGUUGUUGUCACACGAUAUAUGUUGAUUUGUUCGUGGAAUAGAGUAAUUAUGUCCCUCAAUUUUGCAUAGAACCCAGCUUUAAGGAAGAUUGCAGAACUGAGAUGUAUGUAAUUAUGUGUGUUUUGUGUAAACCAUUAGGGGUUCUAGGCGCUAGAGAUCAUAAUAAUCCUAAGAUCUUGGGUAUCUAUAUGUGCUACCAUUACAUGAAUAAUGAAGUUCCACUUUGCCAA